Molecule: messenger RNA, 1374 nt
Organism: Cajanus cajan (pigeon pea)
Lineage: Eukaryota; Viridiplantae; Streptophyta; Magnoliopsida; Fabales; Fabaceae
Product: protein SODIUM POTASSIUM ROOT DEFECTIVE 2
Molecular function (GO): metal ion binding
Source: RefSeq, a predicted model, not a curated record
UUUACUUAUGUCCUCUUUGAUCAUGUGACCCAAGUUUCUCCUCUUUUAAUACGCACCUGUUUCUUGUCUUCCAUAGCCAAAAUAGUCACUGAGAGACAACUUCCAAACUAUGCUUCUCCUUUAAUGACACUUUUUUAUGUAUCUGUUUCUAGUGGGUUUGUUCUCACGUGUUGUUUAAAGUUUAUUAUAACGUAUUUUGGUUCACAAAAUCACGUUUUCUAAAGCAAUUAUACCCAUCAUCCGAUUCAAAUAAUUAAAAUUUGUGAGUUGUGACUGACAACAUUAGUGGUAUAGUUUAUAGUGACAAAUAAUGUCAUCUUAGUUGCAUCUUGCAUCCUUGAAUUUUAGUUUGGUCAAGUGCUUUUGGAGGUUCAUCACAUGACAAUAUCUAACCACACUGAAUCUAUUUUCUAUUGUUAUUCCUCGUAAAAUUUAUUGGGUUCUGUGCUGCUUUUGGCUUCCCCAAUGAAAUUUGACCUUAAGUUUGUGUGUUACCCCACUCCUUUGAAGUCUCUCUCCUCCUUAAUAUAAGAUAUUCCUACUAGACCCUACUUUGGUUGAGACGUGUGGAAGGUUAGUUUAGUUGUUUUACAAGUGUGGUUUUCUUUCAACUCAGAUUUGCUUGUGACUGAGAUCAAGACUUUGAAAUGGGGAAACUAGGGAGGGUGUUGGACACGUUCUGUCUUUCUUUUGGUUCAAACACUUGUUUCUGCAUGAACUCAAAGGAGUUUGAAGAUGAGUUUGAGACAAAGCCCUUGAUUGUAAGUGCCACUGAUCAUAAACUAAGAUUGAAGGACGUUGUAGAUGGAAAGCAGACAUUGGCUUUCCAAUUGAAACCUCAGAUAGUGACAUUGAGGGUGUCCAUGCAUUGCCAUGGCUGUGCAAAAAAAGUUGAGAAACAUAUCUCAAAGUUGGAAGGAGUGAGCUCAUAUAAGGUGGAUUUGGAAACAAAAAUAGUAGUGGUUAUGGGCGAUAUUCUUCCCUCUGAAGUGUUGCAGAGUGUGUCUAAGGUGAAAAAUGCUGAGCUUUGGAAUUAUCAAGCUUGUAAGGAGUAAAUUUUUAUCCAUCUUCAACAGAUUCAGCAAAGACAGAUGUUGGAAUAUAAUUAAGGAGCUCUUAUUUUCACUGUCUUUUUUUGUAUUGUACAGAGUGUAGAAUGUUAAUAGUAAUACCCUUUGCCAAGCUCCAUAAAUUUUCAUGCAAGAAAGAAAAGUUAAAAAACAUGCCUCUAUCUAUGAGGGUUCAGAUGUAAGGCAUCACAAUUGGUGAUUAAAUUUUUCUUUUCUGUUUUGACCAAGAUGCAGCACACAUAUAUAUAUAUGUCAUAUUUCUUUGCAUUUUCUGUUAAAUUGUAGCAAUAUUUUUCUCCUUGAA